GCUCCUCCUCCUCCUCUUCUUCCUCCUCCUCCUCCUCUGAGGGAUGCAUCCUGAUUUCUUUUAAAUGAACCACUUCCUCCAUCGGCACAGAUGAAGACGAGGAGGCCCGUCGCCUGCUGAAGGAUGAGGAGAUAAAGCUGCAGCCUGUCCGCGAUCCACUUAACAGAGAGGGCGGCGUGACCAUGUGUGCUGUCGACUGAAGUCCAUUCCAAGAGACAAAAUGAAGAAGAGGCUGCUGCGAGGUUUCCUCUCAGAGGUGUCUGUCCGGCUGGCACUGCUGGUGGUCUUCCUUGUGACGGAGCAGCUUCCUCCUUUCUACCGUGAGAUCCAGCCAGAGGAGAUGUGGCUCUAUAAGUUCCAUCGAGUGGAGAGAGACCACGUAUCCACCGCUCUGAUGUUUAGUGUGGCGGUGUUCACCCCGCUGAUCGUGAUCAUGGUUUUCACCUUCCUGAACAAAUCGGAGUGCGGCGACGUGAAAGAAGCGUCUCUGGCUGCCACUCUGACUCUGGUGCUGAACGGGGUUUUCACCAACGUCAUCAAGCUUGUUGUCGGCAGGCCCCGACCGGACUUCUUCUACCGCUGCUUCCCAGACGGUCAGAUGAACCUGGAGAUGCGAUGCAGCGGUGACCCAGAUGCCGUCAUUGAGGGCAGAAAGAGCUUUCCCAGCGGACACUCAUCCUUUGCCUUCGCAGGGUUGGGCUUCACGGCGCUGUACCUGGGAGGGAAGCUGCGGUGCUUCAGUGCAGCGGGCCAGGGCCGGGCGUGGCGGCUGUGUGCCUUCCUCACUCCUUUACUCAUCGCAACUGCAAUCGCUCUCUCCAGAACCUGUGACUACAAACACCACUGGCAAGACGUGCUGGUGGGGUCUCUGCUGGGUCUGGCCUUCGCCUGGCUCUGCUACAGACAGCACUACCCUCCACUUCAGGACCCAGACUCCCACAAACCCCUGCGGCACAGAGAGACUGUUCCCACUGCGCAGGAGCGCAAGCUGGCCAACUCCAACUACAUCCUGCCGCUGUAGAGCCGCCACGCCUGCAGUCUGCACCGCUGUCAUUCACACUUUCUUAGGCGGUGAAGCGUCUGAUUCAGGCUUGUCAGCACAUUGGUAUUUGUUUAUUAUCGGCCCAUAUCACUCUGUCGUAAGAAUUUUGCAUUCAGUACGGAGACACACGGUUUCUGAACUGAGCUCCCGAGAGCCGCAUCGGCACAUCAUCAAAUAGGACAAUCCACUGCACAGGCUAACACGCAUUCCCAAACCUGAAAAUGAUGUCACUCCAUGCUGGGUGUAGGAGUUUUAGAUAUCCUCUCGAUUCCGCUCCGCCCUGCACACGCUCUGAGUCGUGCCUGUCGAUCACACGACUCCACGGACACCAGUGGCUGCACCCACAGUCCCCUGUCCGCCGAUGUCUGAUUUCUACUUUUGUGAAGCAGUUUCUUCAUCUACAGUCGAUGUUUUGUGAUUGUUAAAGUAAACUUGCGUCACUUUCCAAAGCACGGUCGACCCCUAAAGGCAAACGCUUUCUGAUUUCUGUGCACGGACUUUCAUUCUCGACCUUCCUUCGAAAACAACACGAUUGUUGAGAUUGAAGAUCAGUAAUUUGCUGGUUUGGACUAGAUCUGGGUUAAAAGUGAUGAUUUAAAAAAAAAAAAAAAUGUAAUUGAUAAACUUGUCAGAUUAACGUGUUUUCAGCCGCUUCUCAUCUAGAGGUGUUCAAAGUUGACACUCAGAGAAAACCGCUCCAUUUAAGGACUCAAAUAGCACAAGCACAUCUUUCAGAUUUCACAGCUUGCUGUGUCAAAUCUUCCAUUUUUACAUGAUAGUCUGUUAAUUUAGGGUGUUUUUGAUUGUGUUUAUCCUGUCCUACGUGAUUUGUGAGAUAAAAAACUGCUGAAUGUGUCGACAUCUGAAAGGGUUUGAAUAUACUGAGGAAGUAUUUUGAUAAAUUACAAUUAAAUAUUUGGAUUGAAUAAAGAAAAGCAACCUCAUAAUGUUAAAAAAAAAAAGUCCAUUUGAUGAGGCCUAAAUUAAAGAACUGGAAUUAUUCUAGUUUGUCAGCAUGUCCACUGAAUUCUUAACAUGUUAUAAUGUCCUCAAUGGUUUGAUCCUUCUAGUUUUUCUGUGAUAUGAAGUCCUACUGCAGGAAAAUGUGCCCAGGAUUAGUUGACAGUAAGACGAGUAUAAAGCAUAAGCAGGAUGCAUCACGUCUCAAAAAGAAGAAACUUUUAGCCAAAAAGUAAAACCGUUGAUUCUGGACGCAGACUCCUUAGUCUCCGUCACUCGUUUGAUUCGUUUUCCUGCUGCCUCUGUCUUGAGCGAUUCUAACUUUUACGUCUUCCUAAAAUAUAUUUUGAAUGUCUUCACAACACAAAAGGGUGACGGUGCCCGCUCCUCUGUGCGUAACUCGAUGUAGCAGAGCCACUCUUCGCUUCUCACCGUGCCUGCUGUUCACAACGAUCACCCUCAUCCCCGCUCGAACUGAUCCCAUCAUCCUACGUUGAUACGUCUGUAAACAAACCCUGAGAUCCAUGUCACCUGUCGUCAGAGGUCUCGGGCUUCCUGUAGGUGUGUUUUCCGUGACCGCGCGCAGACUGACCUGCUGUCUUCAGUCUGAAUUCCCUCCAGAGGUGGAGAGGUGCGACGGUCCGGCUGGGUUUUUUUUGAGCGGUGGUGAAACUUGAGCUUUCAGAUGAACUGUAACCUCUCCCGGUGAUGGUGCUAGCCCCCAGCGCUCCUGCUGGCCGGGUUUUCUAUCCUGUCCAUAGUUGAUCUGGCAUGUAAAACUUGGUGGUUUCUUAUUACUUUUCAUCUUAUUUAAGACUGUGAAUUCUCCACUUUUGCGUUUCAUCCGUAUGUUGAGUUUUUGCUUCGUUGUGUUUUUACUCCACCCUCCGUUUAACUUCUGAUUAUGUCGGUACGUUCGGUUUCACGGUGGAAACAAGUUCAAAUGUAGAUCUUACCGUCUUACAUUCACGGUUUUUGGAACUGUGAGAAACGACCAAACAUCUCUGAUGUUCUGCAGGGACAAAAGCACUUCAGCUCGUGGCUGUGAGCCGAGCCCAAAGCAGCUGGAUCACAGUGUUUUCACACCAAACACCACAUAAGAGAGGGGGAAAAAAAAGAUAUAUUGGUGCCUUUAGUUUAAAACAUAAUGUGGUUAGUGAAUGAAGUAUAUACUGCAUGUCACAGUGUAUGCUCUCUGUCAGUUCUGAGUUUUAUUUUUUUUUUUAACUAUAAAAUUCACUCAUGAAGUAACUACAUAUUUCUUAAAUGUGGCAUGCUGCCUUUUUUUUUCACCUCAGAAAAAAAUAAUUUGCUGUUGUUUCAAAGCAAUUGUUGAUUGAUUCAAAGGGAAAAGUUUCCAUGUACAGAGUAACACUUGAAGUGUGGGACAGAACGAAGAC
Salarias fasciatus (jewelled blenny) is the source of this 3402-nucleotide messenger RNA. It is a transcript of the gene plpp5, whose product is annotated as phospholipid phosphatase 5. Gene Ontology annotation, cellular component: membrane. Gene Ontology annotation, molecular function: phosphatidate phosphatase activity. The transcript has 8 exons. The coding region runs from base 221 to 1021 and encodes 266 amino acids. The record is from RefSeq and is a predicted model, not a curated record. Lineage: Eukaryota; Metazoa; Chordata; Actinopteri; Blenniiformes; Blenniidae. Gene Ontology annotation, biological process: phospholipid dephosphorylation; phospholipid metabolic process.